AUGAGCUUCUCCUCUAGAUCUCUUCUUGUCAAUCCGAUUUCUUGUGUCCCGCUCUUGUUUGCUCUGACCCUUUCGUCUCAGCCGGCAUUGAACUUGGCAUCGCACAAGAGGUCGCGAUAUGCGCACAUGAGGUCCAAAGCCACGACAGUGAUGGCGGAGGCGUCGAGGAAGAAGGUUGUCAUCACUGGUGUCGGAGCCGUCAGUCCUGUCGGCGUUGGGGCAGACAAGUUUUUCAACGCGCUGGUUGAGGGCAAGAGCGGCAUCGUCAGACUCCCCAAGGCGUUUGAUGAGGAUUACAUGGACAGCAAGAUGGCAAAGACGCAAGGAAGAUUUGUUCAUUUCUCGAUGGCAGCAGCAAAAAUGGCAAUUGAUGACGCGAAGAUGGAUGUAACCAAGGUCGACAAGUCACGAUUCGGAUGUAUCAUUGGGUCUGGCACGGGAGGAGUCGAAUUCUUCGAGGAUAACGUCUCCUCCUCCCUCAUUCCUGCUCUCGUCUCCAACACCGCCUCCAAUGCUGUGGCAUGGGAAGUUGGCGCCAAGGGGCCAAGCUAUAGCGUCGUGUCAGCAUGUGCAACAGGGACUCAUGCUCUCGGAGACGCCCUGCACUUCUUGCAGAGCGGGAAGGUGGGGAGGGAGAAGAAGGAGGGGGAUGACUGCCUUUGCGGGCUUUGCUGCUCUCCGUGCCAUGACUACAAGCAUGCUCUUGCUCGAGGAGCUGAGAUCUACUGCGAAUUUGCCGGGUGA
Guillardia theta CCMP2712 is the source of this 744-nucleotide messenger RNA. RefSeq names its product condensing enzyme. Gene Ontology annotation, biological process: fatty acid biosynthetic process. The record is from RefSeq and is a predicted model, not a curated record. The transcript is spliced from 13 exons. Gene Ontology annotation, cellular component: cytosol. Lineage: Eukaryota; Cryptophyceae; Pyrenomonadales; Geminigeraceae. Bases 1 to 744 code for a protein of 247 amino acids. Gene Ontology annotation, molecular function: 3-oxoacyl-[acyl-carrier-protein] synthase activity.